Closterium sp. Naga37s-1 is the source of this 219-nucleotide messenger RNA. Lineage: Eukaryota; Viridiplantae; Streptophyta; Zygnematophyceae; Desmidiales; Closteriaceae. The record is from the annotation of a GenBank genome assembly.
AUGGGUAAGUGCAGAGGGAUAGAGAGGAGGAGUGAGCUGGCAGCAGAGGAGGAGCAGCCGAGAGCAAUGGUGACCAGCCAAACCAGGGAGGAGCAGGAGCAGCAGUGGAAGGGGAGAAUAGCGGAAGCAGGGGAGGGAGCAGGGCAGUGGACAAACCAGAUGAGGGAGGGGGGCAACAGGGGAGGGGAAGGAGGAGCAGGAGCAGCGGGGGAAGGAUGA